Molecule: messenger RNA, 1248 nt
Organism: Caretta caretta (loggerhead turtle)
Lineage: Eukaryota; Metazoa; Chordata; Testudines; Cheloniidae
Source: RefSeq, a predicted model, not a curated record
AUGCCCUACCCCAGAGGAUUUGAGUUCUUUCAUUCCAGUCCCUCUCCUUGCUCCCCAGAGCUCCUGCUGGAAGCACGCUACGGGAUCCCCCAGAAGCAGCGCCGGAGCCGCACGGCAUUCACCGGCUCCCAGCUGGAGGCACUGGAGACAGCCUUUGAGAAAACCCACUACCCCGACGCGGUGACCAGGGAGCGGCUGGCUGUGCUCGUCAACCUGCCCGAGGCCAGGGUCCAGGUGUGGUUCAAAAACCGCCGGGCCAAGUUCCGCAAGGGCCAGCGUCAGCAGCCGGACCUGGGGGAGACGGCGAGCCCCAGGGGGGCAGACAGCGCAGCGGGGCGCUCCCUGCUGGGGCCGAGGCUCCGGCCCGUGGCCGAGGGCAGCCCGCCAGGAGCAGAGCAUCUCCCGGCCUCUGCGAAGAAGGCCCGGGGUGGUGCGGUGCUGCCCUCCCGGUAUCCCCCAGGGGACCCUCAGCCAGUGCCCAGCGGGAUUUGGCCUCUGGAGGGGACGUGGCCAGGGACAGAUCUGAAAAGUGGAGGCCUCGCUGGGCCGAGGAGCAACCUGAGACUGAGCUAUCUGCCGGCAUUCCCCUUUCCGCCCUACUGGCCGGCUGGGUACGGUCCCUGGCCGGAUGGAGUGACCCAAACACCUGCCAGGAGCCAGGCAGGCUGGGGCUGCCCCGUUCCGCACCAGCUCGCCCCACUACCACCCCGCGCCCUGAUCCACCACACCGGGCCCACCCUGACCUGCUUUGAACCCGCAAGCCCCACGUCGGGCUGGGCUGAGACCCAGUUGUGUCGCGUCGCUUGUGUGAACUCCCACCGGGGCAGGAGCCCAGCGGCGAUGGCUGGGUGUGGGGGGGUUUCCUGCCCUGCGAGCUCCGUGCUGACGCAGGAUGGGGAUGGGGGGUUCGUGGGUUUGGCCGAAUAGACUGUCUGUGUGUCUCAAUAAAAUGGGUGCGUCUCAAUAAAAUCCCUUCCCGCAUGGCUUCCAUGGCCUUUCCCCUUGCCUGAAUUCCUCCCUUGCUCGUCUUUAGCCAGCGUCUGGGUUCCAGGCCGCGCCGGCUCGCCCCUGCUCCCCGGGGUGCUGGCAGGGCGGGGCCCAGGGACCGGGGUGCACGCUGGCCCCAGGGGACCUGGGAUGAACAGUUCCAGCCCCCUGCUGCUGGACCAUUUGUGGGCAGCCAGCCAGACUGCGCUGAUGUUUGCUGCCGGGGGGGCCCUGGCCUCAGUGCUCCCCCAAAGAGCCCAG